Molecule: messenger RNA, 1050 nt
Organism: Chenopodium quinoa (quinoa)
Lineage: Eukaryota; Viridiplantae; Streptophyta; Magnoliopsida; Caryophyllales; Amaranthaceae
Exons: 5
Coding region: 1-1050 (349 amino acids)
Source: RefSeq, a predicted model, not a curated record
AUGUACUUGAGAUCUUUAAGCGGUAAAGAACUCGAUAAUCGCGACUUGGGCGCAAAAUCUAUGUAUUGGUACCACAAGCAAGCUAAGGAGAAGCAGUUUAAGCUUAGUUCAAGAAUUUGCUCUAAAUCUAGUGUAUAUUCAGAAAUCAUUGAAAAUAUUCUACUUCGUCACAUUGGCCCUAUUCAUAAACUUGAUCUUACUAUCCCCUCUUGGAUGUUUUCAGAAAUCGACAUCAAUCAUUGGCUAUUACUAUUGGAUUCUCCUAGUAGCAUCAAAGAAUUUGUUCUCAAAAACUAUAUUAAGUCUCUGUCACAAAAGCUGCCUGGUUGUUUGUAUUCUUUUGUGGGGUUGACGCAGUUGACACUAUUCAAUUGCCAUGAUCUGAAUCUCCCCCCAACAUUCAAAGGAUUUCCUUGCCUUAUUAGCAUGGACCUGCAUAUAUCCAGUGUACCAGUCGGAGCAUUAGAGGCACAGAUGUUGGAAAAGCUUAUUUCCCUUUGCUCACGAUUACAGAAACUCACAUUAUGUAUCCUCGGAAAGAUGAUUAAUUUUACAAUUUGUGCUCCUGAACUUCAAGAUUUGGUUGUGAAAGACAUUAUGUCUAGUCUAUCCCUGAAAGCCACUGGAAAUAUAAAAACUAUAGGAGUGGAUGCGCUUGGAGAAGAUUUGGAAUCUUUACAAACUCUUAAACUUUUGGAAGUACCAUUAAAUUGUAAUUAUGCAGUCCCUUUUAUCCUCUGCUUAUUUCGAAGCUCUCCUCACUUACAACGACUAUGCAUCAAUGCUUCAUCGUUUGAGAAAUGUUCAGGGAAGAGUGUUCAGAAUAAGGGAAACUUCACACUUCCCUGUCUUAAAUAUGUUGAAUUUGCCUUUAAGGCAAGUGUGGAGUUAGAGUUGAUAAAAAUUCUACUAGCAUCCUGUCCAGCUCUUGAGGUCAUGACAAUUGUGCUCAGUGAGACUUUUACUGCUGAAAAUAAGUUAGAAGUAGCGAAGGAGUUGAUGCAAUAUGACCGAGCCUCGCCAAAUGUGGAGAUUAUUCUAAAGCCUUGA